AUGGAGUUACAUGUAUCCGGAAAGUAUGGUAGUGCCGACAACAGAUUCAAACCCAGUUAUUUGAAAGCGGUGCAACAAUUACUAGAUGCAAAUAAAUGUUGUGGUACCGCUGAUGCUGAAGUUUGGGAUGAGUACAAAAAGAUUCAUAACGGUGCUGCAUGUUUUCGCGAUAAACCAUUUCCCCAAUUCGAUAACUUGUGUAAAAUAUUCGAUGAGGAUAGAGUUACUGGUAGUGGAGCUAGUGAUCUGGGAGAAUAUGUGAUUGAAGAAACACAAAGAAACUCACAUGUUGAUAUGGAAGGGUUAGAAGAUAUUGUGGGAGAGAUACAACAAGUUAUUAGUGUCAAUAGUAAACAUAAAAGGCCUCCAACUGAUGACACCGAAAGUUCUUAUAUGGAAGCAACAAAAGAAAUGAAAGAGACUUUCAAGGAGGUUGGUGAGAAACUUACUGAAACAAUAUACAAUAUAAGAAGACAAUAA
Messenger RNA from Lactuca virosa, 480 nucleotides. The record is from the annotation of a GenBank genome assembly. Lineage: Eukaryota; Viridiplantae; Streptophyta; Magnoliopsida; Asterales; Asteraceae.